Molecule: messenger RNA, 966 nt
Organism: Pelobates cultripes (western spadefoot toad)
Lineage: Eukaryota; Metazoa; Chordata; Amphibia; Anura; Pelobatidae
Source: the annotation of a GenBank genome assembly
AUGAGGGUGCUGCGCCUCUACCCUCCCUGCAGUCUGAUCCGGGGGCUCCUGGCUUUGCUGGCCAUCUGCGUCCAGCCCCCAACCCAAGGAUGGAGCCAGCAAGAUCAGGGGGAAGAAGAUGUUUUUCUCCUGCCUAUUAACUCUUCCACCAGGUCUAUGGCCAACUUGGAGUUUGAUCUCCACAAUGAAAAGAGAACCAGUGCUGAGGGACAUCUAGAAGAACAUCGGGGGACUAGGGCAGGGCAGGCAAGGGAUCUAACCUCUUCUGCUCCACCACCUCUUCCUUCUGAGUCCUCUGCUAGCAACACAUGGGACAGCAGCAGCCAGAGAGAUACUUUAAUCCUGUCUCCCCACAAGCCUCAGGAUUUGCACCCUUCCCACCCUCAGCAGCUAGGGGCACCUCACUGCAACAUCAGUGUCCAGAGGUUGAUGAUCACCUCCUUGUUGGUGCGCUGGGGACGCCAACUGGGUUUCCAGUGUGACCUGUUGCUCUUUUCCACCAAUAACCACGGCAGAGCCUUUUUCUCAGCCGCCUACAACCGUGUGGUGUCCCCAGUGGUCAUUGAGCAUAUUGGGGUAGCUGGUGCCCAGCAGGAGUUUCGACUUUGCGUGGGAUGUGGAUGGUCCAGGGGCCGAAGAAGUGGGCAUCUCAGACACCAGCAAGCUUCUGCCUAUUCAUCAUCUUCUACUUUUUCCUUUAUCUCUUCGUCCUCCUCCUCAGCAGACUCUCAUAACUCGUUGCUGGGGGAAUCCGUGAAUUUCUGCUGCCUGGAUUUCAGUUUGGAAGAACUGAGAGGGGAACAGGGCUGGAGGAUGAACCGAAAACCCAUUGAAUCUACUUUGGUGGCUUGUUUCAUGACUUUGGUGAUCAUUGUCUGGAGCGUUGCUGCUCUCAUCUGGCCAGUACCGAUCAUUGCAGGGUUCUUGCCUAAUGGAAUGGAACAGAGGAGGACAAGUAGUAAAUAG